Messenger RNA from Hypoxylon trugodes, 6489 nucleotides. RefSeq names its product ketoacyl-synt-domain-containing protein. The transcript has 8 exons. The record is from RefSeq and is a predicted model, not a curated record. Lineage: Eukaryota; Fungi; Ascomycota; Sordariomycetes; Xylariales; Hypoxylaceae. Gene Ontology annotation, biological process: secondary metabolite biosynthetic process; fatty acid biosynthetic process. The coding region runs from base 1 to 6489 and encodes 2162 amino acids. Gene Ontology annotation, molecular function: 3-oxoacyl-[acyl-carrier-protein] synthase activity; oxidoreductase activity; phosphopantetheine binding.
AUGGAGUCUGAAGUGCCGAUGCCAAUUGCCAUCGUUGGCAUGUCAUGCCGUCUGCCUGGCGAUGUAUCUUCGCCGGGCGACUUCUGGAAGCUGUUAACCAAGGGCCGCAGCGCAUGGUCCAAGAUACCCAGAGAGCGGUUCAACCAGGAGGCUUAUAAUCAUCCUAAUCCAGAGAAAAAGGGCACAAUAAACUCACAAGGAGGGUACUUCUUAUCUCAAAAUCUCGAGAUGUUUGAUCCGGGCUUUUUUGACAUAACACGCAAAGAAGCUGAGACCAUGGAUCCCACACAACGGCUUCUUCUUGAAUGCUCAUACGAGGCUCUCGAGAAUGCCGGCAUUCCUAAGGAGUCUAUCUCAGGACGGAAAGUUGGCGUGUUCAUUGGUGGUCCCGAUAAUGAACACAGGAUGGGCAACCUAAGGGAUCUAGACGACUCGCCCAUGUUUGAUCCCACUGGAAGCCAGGGCGCAUUCUUAGCUGGGCGAAUAUCCUACUUUCUCAAUUUAUGCGGACCCACAUUCACUGUCGACACAGCAUGUUCAUCCAGUAUACAUGCGUUACACAUGGCCGUUCAGAGUAUACGGUCGGGGGAGUCAGAACAGGCUAUUGUUGGUGCUUCUCAUCUAAUCACACAACCAGAUGUAUGGGUAUCCAUGGCAAAAUUAAGGCUAUUUGCGGAUUCAGGCAAAACCUAUGCGUUCGACCAUCGCGCAAAGUCCGGGUAUGCCAGAGGCGAAGGGGUAGGAUGUAUUAUCCUCAAACCACUACAAAAAGCACUUGAGGAUAGAGAUUACGUCAGAGCCGUUAUUUCGCAUACCGGGAUUAGUCACAACGGCCGAACAGUUGGUAUCGUGGCGCCUAGUUCAGACGAGCAAGAAUCAUUAUUACGGAAUGUUCUUUCACAGGCCAAAAUCGACGCACAAAAUGUCGGCUUCUUUGAGGCUCAUGGAACCGGCACUAAAGUCGGUGAUCCUAUAGAGGCUCGAGGUAUCUAUAGAGCGCUUGGCCAAAGUCUAACAGAGGGCGAGCCAUUAAGUAUUGGGUCAGUAAAAUCAAAUAUUGGUCACCUGGAAAAUGCCAGUGGUAUAAUCUCCGUUAUGAAGGCCGCACUCAUGUUAGAAAAGGGGUUCAUCGUACCAAAUGCCGACUUUGAGAAGGAGAACCCAGCCAUUCCAUUAUCCGAAUGGAACUUGAAGAUACCACAAAGACAGCAACCAUUUCCGCGGAAUAAGGAAUACAUAUGUGUGAAUAACUUUGGAUAUAGCGGUUCGAAUGGACAUGCAGUACUUAAGGCCUUGCCGGCGGAGAACGAGCUUGAAUUUCUGGACGCCGACAAAUUCGAAGGUCACAUCAAAACGAAACGGUUGUUCGUAUUGAGUGCUAACGAUGAGACGGCCGCGAGAAAUAGUAUGGAACAAUUGGGCAUUUUCCUCGAACAACACGCUGAGCUCUAUCAGAGCACUAUGCCCCGGAAUCUAGCGUACACAUUAUGUCAACGGCGUUCGCAAUUAUCGUGGCGUAUAGCUUUGGUGGCGGAUAUGUGCAGCAAAUUGGCGAUAUCUCUCAACAGCCCCGAUGUAGUACCCAAACGUGCGCCGGCUAAACCUCCUAAACUUGCUUUCAUUUUCACGGGGCAAGGUGCACAAUGGUAUGGCAUGGGCCGGGAACUUCUGGAGUCGCACGUUGUAUUUGCGUCAGCCAUCCGGCGAGCUGAUGAGCACUUGAUCUCUAUCGGGGCUGAUUUCUCGUUGCUGGAAGAAUUAAUGCGAGAUGAAAAAGAUACUCGCGUUGGUCUAGCGCAUAUUAGUCAACCGAUAUGCAGCGCCGUCCAGAUCGGACUGGUUGAUCUCCUGGCAUCGUGGGGAAUCAAGCCCUCCGCAGUCACUGGCCAUUCUAGUGGAGAAAUCGGUGCCGCAUACGCAACCGGAGCCUUAACACUGAAAGCGGCAAUGUCUGCGGCGUACUAUCGUGGCCAAGCUAUUAUUGCCUUAAGCUCGAAUUUCCGGGAGGUUAAGGGCUCAAUGAUGGCGGUAGGUAUGGGUGCGGAAGAACUGCAGCCUUAUCUCAAGCAAUUGCAAUACCCCCUUCAAGCGGUAGCAGCCUGCGAAAACUCGCCGACAUCAACCACAAUAUCGGGUGACGCCGACGCUAUUGACGAACUCUCGAAAAUAAUGACAAGUAAUCAGAUUUUCAACCGCAAACUUUUCGUCGAUGUCGCCUACCAUAGCCCGCAUAUGAAACUAAUAGCCGAGAUAUACCAUAGUAUGAUCGCGGAUAUCGAAUUAAAGGAGACAGAUAGCGAUGUAGAGUUCUUCUCUUCUCUCCGCUCUCGCGAAGUUAGCAUAAACGAGCUCGGCCCCCAAUACUGGGUAGAAAACCUGACCAACCCAGUACGUUUCACAACAGCAUUGAAGGUACUUUGUGAGGAGAGCAAGCCGGAUAUUCUCGUCGAAGUUGGUCCACAUGCUGCACUCAAAGGACCUAUAAUGCAGACCUUAAAAACCUUGGAUUUUUCGUCUUCUAAGGCGCCAACGUAUAUGCCAACUCUCGUGCGGGGCCGCGAUGCUACUGAGACGACUUUGGAACUUGCAGGUCAGCUCUUCGUCCGCGGUUAUGAGAAUAUCGACUUUUUCAACAUCAAUCAUAACCGGUCCGAAGUUGAAAAACCCGAUAUAAUUCCUUUCCUCUACACAUACCCAUGGUCACGACAACGCUGCUGGUAUGAGAGUCGGAUCACACGACAGCACCGACUGAAGCCUUUUGCACGUCACGAUCUACUCGGAACACUGACCGAUUGGAGCGGCGACUUGGAGCCGAUAUGGCGCAAUUUCAUUCGGCUAGAGGAAUUGCCAUGGCUGCGCGAAUACCGAAUUCAAGAUCGACCUGUUUUUCCGGUAACCGCAUUUAUCUCUAUGGUAGUAGAGGCAGCUAGCCAACGAGCAGCGCUUAGGGGAUUCGAAGCAGGCAGCGUCGAUGUGCACGAUAUUGUUGUCCCGGAGCAAUUAUUUCUAUCGGACGAUGAGCCGGUUGAGCUCCUGCUCAUUUUUAGAUCGCAAGCCGCAUCAAAAACUAAUUGGGAUGAAUUUCGGGUAUCUAGUUUCGAGUCAAAAAGAGGAUGGCUAGAACAUUGUCGCGGUUUUGUUGAAGCACAUCCUUCGCGAAGCGGCAACGCAGCAGUCGCGCGCUCUAAAGCAUACUCCCACCCCAAACUGGAAAGGAAUCAAUUGUCGAUACCUGCUGCAGGCUUCUACUUCAAUCUCACUUCUGGAGGCAUUAAUUAUCCCCAUACGUUCUGGAACCUAGUGAAUGUGAGGAUGGAUGAAUAUGGAGUUAUUGCCCACGGCGCUCUUCAGGACACGAAGCUUAUCAUGCCAUUGGCGUACGAAUCAUCGUACUUGGCCCAUCCAGCCACGUUGGAACCUCUCAUUCAAAUAUCUCAAGCUGAUUUGGGGUUCGAUGGAGUAGCAGAACCCCAACUACCAUCUGCCAUAAAACAGGUGCAUAUCGACAUAAGUGACGAUUGGGAGAGAAGCUCUGGAUCUAAGUUCAUCGUCCAUUCGAUGAAAGACUCCAAGUCAGGGUCAUUUUUAACGGAGUUAUUUGCAUCGGUGGAGAGCGAAUCGCCUUCCAUCUCUAUACUGGGAUUGGAGUUAGCCCCAUUAAAGGCUGUGACACCCAAGCUUCCCGAGCCCAGAGAAUUGUGUUACAAAGUACAAUGGGAGCAAACCGAAGAGCGACAUGCCAACGGAGUGAGCCAUGAGCAUAUUAGGCUUCAUGGAGAGCGCGUGACGGUGGUAACAGAACGUAGCCGAGACAACACACUCGUAGCUUCACUGUGCGACGUUAUCAAACUACACUCCGGAAUCGUCCCAAGCAUAUCUAGCUUGCUCCAAGUCAGGGAUUUCAGUGGGUUCUUCGUCAUACUCUCGGAACUUGACCGUUCCAUUUUGUCCUCUAUCAGCAAACCCGAAUUUGAGCAAGUCCAGGCCCUACUAACACGAGCAGGGGGCAUAUUGUGGGUGACUUGCGGCGCAUCAAAGGUCCCUAUGAAUCCAAGUACCAAUAUGGCUUUGGGUCUACUCCGCACGGUACGCUCGGAGCUUGGAAAGAUUGCCGUUACUCUCGAUCUCGACCCGGAUAGCACCUUAGAUAUCGAAGGACAAGCUGAAUUAAUCGAGGAUGCUUUCCGGCGAACUGUGCUAGCGGAUAGACCCGAGGCUGAAGUUGAAUUUGCCGAGCAGCGAGGUGAUCUAGUCGUGCCUCGCUUAAUCGUUGAUGAUGAUAUGAAUCUACGUGUCCAUCGUGAGUUGGGUAAAUCUAUACCAUACCCGCAGGAUUUUCGACAAGCUGGACGCCGGUUACGGGUCACUACGCAGAUUGAGGGCUCUCUGGAUAAGCUUUAUUUCGAGGAUGUACCGUCUGGCGAGUAUUUGGGCAAUGACCAGGUUGAGAUUGAAAUCAAAGCAAGUAGGCUUAGCCAGGGCGACGUUUUUACGCAUAUUAGCGAUCAUAUAUCCACCAAACCAGAAAGGUCAUGUAGCGGCACCGUCGUUCGUAUUGGGUGCGAAGUGAUUGACAUUAAUGUUGGGGAUGUGGUCUGUGUCUUGGGCGAUGGUCGGCUAGGAACGCACAUUUGCGUGGCAGCAAACAGCGUCGUCAAGAUACCCGGGAAAGUGAGCUUUGAAGAUGCAGCGGUGGUCCCAUCUGCUUUCGGUGCGGCCUUUUACGCGCUCUCACAAGUCGCACGUAUUCGAAAGUCGGAACGUGUCCUUAUUCAGAUAAGCGACGCUGAGGGAAUUGCUGCAAUUCAGGUUGCACAAAAUCUUGGCGCCGAGGUACUCGUGGCAGUCCACGGUAGUGAGAGAAGAGACUUCGUUGCAAAAUCAUUUGGCAUCAAGCUCGAGAAGAUCUUUGACACGGCUAGCAUCUAUUUUGACCGCGAGGUACGAAAUGCCUCCAAUGGAGUUGGCGUAGACGUCGUCUUCACUAGCUCGUCUAGUUUAUUGACAGCCGCCAAAGGACUUCGUAAGGUCUGGGCAUGUGCUGCACCGUUUGCACGUAUUGUCCAUAUGCAGGGAGCACUCCAUCCUCGGCCCGAGGAAGGUUGGAGUGCUAGAUCUGACCUAGCUGAGAAUAUGAGUUUUACCUCUAUCAAUUUGCUGAGCCUAGCCAUAACCCGGCCACGGCUUAUAAGAGAUAUCAUCAAAGAAGUGCUUGAAUACUUUUCAAGAGGCAUAUUUAGGCCAUUGAAGAGAAUGAUGGUGUUGCGAAUGUCAGAUCUUGCCAAGGGCUUGCGGAAGAUCCAACAAGGCACCCUACACCCAAUGGUUGUCUCUGCUCAGAAUGGUGAUUUGGUAAUGGCAUUACACCACACUUCGAAAUGUUUCCUUAAUUCUGAUGGAACCCAUGUGAUUAUUGGCGGUACCGGUGGUUUAGGACGUAGUAUGGCUAGAUGGAUGGUCGAACGUGGGGCCCGACAUAUUGUGCUUUUGUCUAGGAGCGGAGGAAGAGCUGAUGAGUUGCGAAAGCUCAUUGAUGAAACUCAGAGCAGAGCCAAUCUUGUCGUCAAAACAUGUGAUAUUGCUAGCGAAGAAGACGCCUACCGGUUUGUGAGGGAGUGCGCUGAGACGCUCCCACCAAUAUGCGGCGUAAUCCAUGCCGCCAUGAUGCUCCAUGACGGGUUAAUAGAAGGGAUGACCCAUGACUCGUAUACCGCAGCGAUCCGUGCCAAAGUCAAGGGCACUUGGAACAUACACAACGCAUUGGAGUCCAUUCAUGCACGCCUGGACUAUUUCGUCCUAUUGUCGAGUGCUGCAGGCAUUGUCGGCAGUCGGGGCCAGGCAGCGUAUGCUGCUGCUAACACAUUUUUGGAUGGGUUUGCCUCGUGUAGGGUAGCACAGGGAAAGCCCGCAGUUUCCCUUGAUCUUACAGCGGUGACGGGUGCGGGCUAUAUUGCUGAAAAUGCAGCCCGUGAGGAGGAGAUCAUCAAAAACUUUGGUGGACAGUCUAUUUCCGAGGCCGAGGCACUAGGUCUCCUAGCAGUCGCUACGUCGGGCAAAUGUGGCGCACAGUGCCUGACGGGCUUAAAGCUCGUUCCAAGUAACACGGGUGGGUUACCCUAUUAUGCGGACGAUCCACGGUUCGCGCACCUCAAGGUGGCAACAAUGGCGGAGAUACGAGAUGCGGGUAGUGGCACAGUGCAAGCCAUCUCGUACAGGAAUGCGUUCCGUGCUGCAGCUAGUAAAGAGGAGGCCCGCCAAAUUGCCGUACAGGGCGUAUUGCAGAAGCUAUCCGAAGUACUGUCAGUAGCAUGCGAAGAUGUAGAUGCCCAGCGGAGUAUGGCAUCUUACGGUCUAGAUUCCCUAACCGCAAUUGAGGUGCGCAACUGGAUUACAAGGGAGCUUGGUGCGACUCUUGAGAUUCUAGAGUUGCUAACAAGUGCAAAUGUGACGGAUUUGGCGGCAUUGAUAGUUUCGCGGACUAAGGAGUAG